This is a messenger RNA of Cuscuta europaea, 811 nucleotides long. Lineage: Eukaryota; Viridiplantae; Streptophyta; Magnoliopsida; Solanales; Convolvulaceae. The record is from the annotation of a GenBank genome assembly.
UCUGAAACUGAAUCUGUAUCUAAUAUGGGGACUAGUAUGAAAUCCAAACUGGACAAGUACUGGGGUGAUCCAGAAAAAAUGAACAUGCUCAUUUUCUUUGCAAAUGUGCUAGACCCUAGAGACAAAUAUGAGUACAUGCCACAUCAAUUGAAUGCUUUGUAUGGCGAUAAGAUAGGUGAGGCAUUCUUUGCAAAGAUAAAGUUGGGUUUGAAUGAGUUGUAUGGUGAUUAUGUUACAAACUAUGAUGUUUCAGUGAGUGGAAGCUCUCAAUUAAGCCCCAGUUCUGUUUCUUUACAAUCUGAGUCAACUGAAAGUAGGCCUGUCUCAAAAUUCAAAGCCCAAUUGAAAAAGCAAAAACAAGAUAGUGGCCUCUUAGGGUUGAAAAAAAAUGAACUUGAACUAUAUUUGAGUGAGAACAUUCUUGAGGAGGACAAUGAAUUUGAUAUACUGAGAUGGUGGAAGCUUAAUGGUGAGAGGCUUCUUAUCCUAUCUAAGAUGGCAAGAGACAUUCUUGCUGUUCCUAUUUCCACAUUAGCAUCUGAGUCCACUUUUAGUACAAGUGGAAGAGUGUUAGACUGUUUUAGGAGUUCUUUGAGUGCCAAAAUUGUAGAAGCACUCAUAUGUGCUCAAGAUUGGUUGAGGAUGUCAAACCAGCCUGUGUCAGUUGAAGAAAAUAUUGAGGAGGUAGAAAGGCUGGAAACAGAAUUAACUGAUGGAAAUGUUGGUGGAGGCUCUUCUCUUGAUCAGAUAGUAGUAUACUUUUUACCUUUAUCUUUUAGAUAUGUAAUAUAUUAUAUUAUUAUUUCACUAA